Messenger RNA from Vicugna pacos (alpaca), 822 nucleotides. RefSeq names its product olfactory receptor 10R2-like. Gene Ontology annotation, cellular component: membrane. Gene Ontology annotation, biological process: G protein-coupled receptor signaling pathway. The record is from RefSeq and is a predicted model, not a curated record. Lineage: Eukaryota; Metazoa; Chordata; Mammalia; Artiodactyla; Camelidae. Gene Ontology annotation, molecular function: G protein-coupled receptor activity; olfactory receptor activity.
AUGACGAUCAAUCCUGGGGACCAAGUCAACCUAACUAAUCUCUCCUCUGUCACAGAGUUCCUGUUGUUGGCAUUCUCCAGCCUUGGAGAAAUCCAGCUCAUUCUUUUCACUGUUUUUCUGUGCUUAUAUGUGAUUAUCCUGAGUGGGAACAUCACCAUGGUCACUGUCGUCCACCUGGAUCGCAGCCCCCACUUACCCACGUUCUGCUUCCUAGGGGUUCUCUCCAUCCCUGAGACGUGUUGCACCUUUGUCGUCCUGCCCAAGCUGCUCAUAAACCUGUUGUCUCUGCUCAGAACAGUCUCGUUUACCAACUAUGCCACUCAGAUGUUUUUCUCCCUCGGUUUUGCUGUCAGUGAUUGCAUGCUACUGGGUGUCAUGGGCUACGACCACUGUGCUGCCAUCCAUCAUCUACUUCGCUACUCUGUCCUUAUGAGCUGGCAGGUAUGUGGACAACGCGCCACUUGUGCUAUGAUUGUUUUUUUGUUCUCACUGAUAGGCUCCCUUUCAGUCUUUGAACUACCUUUCUGUGGCCCCAGCAAGAUCAACCAUGACUUCUGUGACAUCUCACCGGUUAUCCGGCUUGUCUGUACCAAUAUGUACAUAAAUGAAUCAGUCAUCUUCAUUGGUGGAAUUCUAGCACUCAUGGUCCUCCUGACUUUUAUUUGCAUCUCGUAUGGCUUCAUUGCUCAUACCAUCCUGAGGAUCCCGUCUUGUCAUUGUAUUUACAAACAUACUUGUACGACAACUAUUCUAAUAUUUUUAUUCAUUCCUAUAACAGUAGGAAUAGUCCUAAUUGUAAUAAAAGUGAAAAGUAAUUGGUAA